Molecule: messenger RNA, 720 nt
Organism: Pteronotus mesoamericanus
Lineage: Eukaryota; Metazoa; Chordata; Mammalia; Chiroptera; Mormoopidae
Gene: CLEC1B
Product: C-type lectin domain family 1 member B
Exons: 6
Coding region: 34-720 (228 amino acids)
Biological process (GO): signal transduction; platelet formation
Cellular component (GO): plasma membrane
Molecular function (GO): transmembrane signaling receptor activity
Source: RefSeq, a predicted model, not a curated record
GACCCUGAGCUCUCUUGCAGUGCAAAGAAAGCCAUGCAGGAUGAAGAUGGAUACAUGACCCUAAAUAUCAAAACUGGAAAACCAGCUCUCACCUCAGUUGACCCUGCUUCUUCAUCAUUGUGGCGUGUGAUGGCUUUGGUUCUGCUGGCUUUGUGCAUUGGGCUAGUGGUCAUGCUCGUGGUUCUGGGGGUUAUGUUUUUCAUGCACCGAAACUGCUUACAAAUUGAGAAUAAAAAUAUCUCAGCAACUCCACAACAGUUAACAAACCUGUCCUGCCAAGAUUUAAUAAAACAAUCAGAACAAAAAGAUGAUUUCAACAAUAAAAGCAGCCCAUGUGACAAAAACUGGAGACAUUAUGGAGAUAGUUGCUAUGGAUUCUUCAGGCACAACUUAACCUGGGAAGAGAGUAAACAAUAUUGUACCAACAAGAAUGCUACUCUACUGAAGAUUCCCAGUCAGAACAUUCUGAAAUACAUCAAAUGCAGGACUUCAUUAAUUCGUUGGGUUGGAUUGUCCCGCCAGAACUCCAAAGAAGCCUGGAAGUGGGAAGAUGGCUCAGUUCCCUCCAAAAAUAUAUUUGAACUUUCUGAAAAUGCAAGAGACAAUAUGAAUUGUGCUUAUUUUCAUAAUGGGAAAAUUUACCCUACCUUCUGCCAGAACAAACAUUACUUCAUGUGUGAGAGAAAAGCAGGCAUGACAAAUGUGAACAAACUAUUUUAA